UGACACAGAGUAACUCGAUUUUUUUAACGUGCAAAUCCUAAAUACUAAUUUAUUUUUGAAGAACUACUGCUACAGAGCAGAUGCUAAAGGAAAUGACAUCAGUUUUAGUUCGUCACAACCGUUACCUCAUCAAACAUUUUAAGAUGUAAAGUUUAUCGCAGCAGCCUCAGAGUUGAGAAUGGUUGACUGACACAAAAGCAACAAACACUUGUUAAAGCGCGUCGACAAAACAACUGACGACAGUUUUAAGAGUACCAAACACUUCAGAAUCAGCAUGAACACAGCAGCUUCAGCUUGAGAUCAGACUCCAGCACAGCACAUCACGAUGAUGACUACAAUCAGCAGAGAUGCGCCGGUGCAGAGGAAUGCAACAUAAAAUACAGGAGAGACUCACAGCACUCGCAUUCACCACUGAACACAACACUGAACAAUACUGCACUGAUGAAGAGGAGGAGGAGGAAGAACACUGAGAAGAGUUGAGCACAUCACGAUGAUGACUACAAUCAGCAGAGAUAGGGCAGCGCAGAGGAACGCGAUGUUAAAUACAGAUGAAGACUCAUUUGCUGCUGCUGUUUCUUCCAGUUGGGAUGUUUGGAGUUGAUUCACAUGGAGUUUCAGUGAUGGAGGGAGAUCCAGUCACUCUACCGACCAAUGUUACAAUAACCCAACAGGAAGAUGUUAAAUAUUAUUUCAACAACACUCUUAUCGCUCAACUCACUGGGGAUCUCCGUUUUAAUUGUACUGAUGUGCAGUGUAAUGAAGCUAAUAAGAGAUUCAGAGGACGACUGAAGCUGGACAAUGAAACUGGAUCUCUGACCAUCACGAACACCACAAGCACAGACACUGGAGGUUAUCACCAAGAGAUCAUCGGCAGUGGCACCAUCCAUGAAAAUAUCUUCAAUGUUUCUGUUCACAAUGUUUCUGCUGCUGAACGAGAUGAAAUAAAGAGAAAUUCAGCCAAGGAGGGAGAGUCUGAUACCUCAGACUCUGAUGAAAAUAAUCUAAAUGAUUCAGGUCGCUUAAUUCUUGCUGUAGCAGGAAUAUGUGCUGUUGUUGUCAUUGCUGCUUUUGCUUUUGCGACAUCAGCAAGGUGUGCAGUCAACAGGCAGGUGGUGUUGAACACUCAAACAAUGGCAUCAUUCCCACCUACUCAAGACAGACGGAGGGCAUUAAUAUUGUAGUAAUGUGCACUAGUCAUUAGUCAUAAAUUAGUCAUAAAAAAAAAAUUUGUAUUUUUUAUACUGACCUACACUGCAGAGCUUUUAUUGACAACUACAAUAGAUACAUGGACCUCAGUAAUCUAUUUAGCUAUUUACCAAAAAGUGACAUUAUUAGGAUUGUUUUUUUUUUAAACAAUUUUUUUUUUAAAUAUUCCUGUCUUGUUUCCUUUUCACAUGUUAUACGCUGCAUUCCAGACUAAAUCUGAGCUGUGAAAGGUCAGUCACAUAUUCACUUACCAUGAGACGUAGAAAGCAUUUCACUAAAUAACAACACUAACUCUUAAAAAAAAAUCAGCUUAUAAACACCAGAAAAUACGCUUGCAUGUAUUUUUAUAAAGCUAGCUAAUGUCAUCUCAGAAAUAAGCUUUAAUACUACAGUCCCAUUCAUUUUGUGCUCUAACCAGAAUUUGUUUACAUUUCAUUUAUUGUUCAUUCACUCAAAAAUGAGAAUUCUGUUAUUAACUACUCACCCUCAUGUCAUUCCGAAUCCCUGAGACCUUUGUUCAUCUCUGAAACACAAAUUUAGAUAUUUUAGAUGAAGUCCAAGAGCUCCCUCAUCCUAGACAGCAAGGGUCCCACUUAUUCAAGUCCAGAAAAAUACCAAAAAAAUCUCAAUAUAUUCCUGUACCUUGAGUGGGUUGUUCAAUCAGAAUAUUUUAAAGUAGCAAGAAUCCUUUUGUGUGCACAUAAAACAAAAAUAAUAACUUUAUUCAACAGAUUCUUCUCCUCGGUGUCAGUAUAGGGUGCUCAUUUGCGUGUCACACUUGGUUUCACAUGCUGAUAUAUUACCUCCAGUGAUAGAAAGUUGACUCUGACCUCUGAGUCUCGUUCAGCAAGGUGAACAAAUCUUUUAUUUUAAUCAUUUUGCGCAAUUUGCCAAAAUAUUAUUAAAAUGUUACGAGUCGCUUCCAACCUCAUCUACAACUACUGUAGCCCAAACCUUGAUCACACUACAAAAAAUUCACAACUAGAAUGCUCUAAGAAAGAGAAAGUAAACAUGGUCUAUGAUUAUGUCAGCUCACCUCUUUUGACAGGUCUUCAAAUUUGAGUGGUUCAUUCACAUCACACACACAGUCCCAUAUAAGCUUAACCAUGCACACACACACACUAUGAGUCAAUAGGAGCCAUUAGUUCACCUUUCGAGUCUUCUGGUUUUUGAGGUCUUUGUUCAUCACGUGACAGCAUGUAAAGAGAUGACUCAAACCUGAGGACUUGAGAUAUUUAUGGAUCAAAUCUUUUCCGGUUCUGACUGCAUAUGAUUGGCUUCUGUCUUUCAUGUGUUGAAUAAACGCCUCAAACCCAAUACAAGACUCAAUAAAGGAACUAGUCUUUUCCUCCACCUGCACAAAUGUGCACAUGCACAAAUGAAUGAAUCACUCCAUGAUAAGACUCAUCAUUCUCAUCAUUCAAAAUGAGUGAAUCUUCAAAACACAACUUAAGAUAUUUUAGACGAAAUCUGAGAGCUCUUUCAUUCUUCGUAGGCAGCAGCAGUCCAGAGAAGUUAAAAGUCCUUUAAAGGAACCAAAAACUUUGUCAUAAGUUUCCAUGUGACUUCAGUGGUUUUAUCAUAAUCAUUUGAAGCUCCAAAAGCUUUGAAAACACAAGUUGAGGGUGAGCAAUUAAUAACUGAAUUUUCAUUUUUGGGUGAACUAACCCAUUAAGGUGCAUCUCAGUCUGCCCUGAGUUAACAGGUUGGAUGUCAAAUCCAAUUGGUAUUGUAGAUGUUAUUUCCAUGUAAAAAAAUUAUAGUAAAAUACUAAUUUUGAGUCGUCUGGAAUGCAGCAGCAUAUGUCAUUAUGGAAUAUUGUAAUGUAAUGUGUAUUUAUAUAGCACAUUUAUCAUGUAUGGUCAUACACCCAAAGCGCUUCACAAUUAUAAGGGGGUCUCUCCACACCACCACCAGUGUGCAGCAUCCACUUGCAUAUUGUUGUCCUUGUUCUCAAUUUGUAGGUUAGUAAUUCAAAACUUUAUAUAAUUAAAUUGCCAUUGUCUGUUCCUGUGUAAA
Molecule: messenger RNA, 3225 nt
Organism: Danio aesculapii
Lineage: Eukaryota; Metazoa; Chordata; Actinopteri; Cypriniformes; Danionidae
Exons: 10
Coding region: 549-1181 (210 amino acids)
Source: RefSeq, a predicted model, not a curated record